AUGUGGGAGAAGGCGAGGAAGGGGCGCGCUGCAGAGGCGGCGGGCGAGCCGGAGGUGGCGCCAUCGCCGGCGCCGCCGCCGGUGUUCAAGACGCUCAGGGAGAAGAAGGCGGCUCAGGCGUCAGCGGAGGGCUGGGCGGCGGAGGUGGCGAGGGCCGAGGAGCUCUACGAGGAGCUGCGCGAGCGCGCGCCCCAGCACUGCCGCCGUGGCGGCAAGUGGGCGCGCGAGAAGUUCGUGAUGGCGGUGCAGGGAGAGAUGGAUGACGCGGAGGGUGGGCACCGGGACUGGGAGGAGGACCCGCUCGGGUUCGACACCAACCCGAUGCUGCUCCGCGCCAUGUGCAUGGCGUUCGAGUGA
Messenger RNA from Emiliania huxleyi CCMP1516, 357 nucleotides. RefSeq lists its product as hypothetical. The transcript has 3 exons. NCBI's taxonomy places the organism in Eukaryota, Haptophyta, Isochrysidales, Noelaerhabdaceae. The coding region runs from base 1 to 357 and encodes 118 amino acids. The record is from RefSeq and is a predicted model, not a curated record.